Messenger RNA from Xyrauchen texanus (razorback sucker), 2669 nucleotides. Its product is annotated as interferon regulatory factor 4-like. Gene Ontology annotation, molecular function: DNA-binding transcription factor activity, RNA polymerase II-specific; protein binding; RNA polymerase II cis-regulatory region sequence-specific DNA binding. Lineage: Eukaryota; Metazoa; Chordata; Actinopteri; Cypriniformes; Catostomidae. The record is from RefSeq and is a predicted model, not a curated record. Gene Ontology annotation, biological process: immune system process; regulation of transcription by RNA polymerase II. The coding region runs from base 62 to 1447 and encodes 461 amino acids. Gene Ontology annotation, cellular component: nucleus. The transcript is spliced from 9 exons.
UUCUGCUGCCAUGACUUGAGCUGUGUCGGGUUUGAAAGACAAGUCGAGCAUUCACAAAGACAUGAACUUAGAUGGAGACUGCAGCAUGUCAGUCAGUUGUGGAAAUGGCAAACUUAGACAGUGGCUCAUCGAUCAGAUUGACAGCGGGGAGUAUACCGGCUUGGUUUGGGAGAAUGAUGAGAAAACCAUUUUCAGGAUUCCCUGGAAACACGCGGGAAAACAGGACUACAACCGGGACGAGGACGCUGCCCUCUUCAAGGCUUGGGCACUGUUCAAAGGGAAAUACAGAGAAGGCUUGGACAAACCAGACCCUCCAACUUGGAAAACAAGACUGCGCUGUGCCCUCAACAAAAGCAAUGACUUUGAUGAACUUGUGGAGCGAAGCCAGCUGGACAUUUCGGAUCCCUACAAGGUCUAUAGGAUAAUACCAGAAGGAGCAAAGAGAGGUUCAAAGGCCAGUAGCAUUGAAGACAGCACAACACAUGUGACUUCUAUCAGUUAUCCCAUACAUUCCACUUAUCCAACCCUACAGACUCAGAUGCCUGGAUACAUGCUCCCACAGGAGAGGCGUGACUGGAGGGAAUAUAGUGCGGAUCAGAGUCACCCACAGGCACCCCAUGCAGAUCUACCAUACGGCCAGUGUCCAUACCCACCAGCACGAUCCUUACCCUGGCAUGCAUCAACCUGUGACAACGGAUACCAGAUAUCUGGCUCCUUCUACACCUACUCACCUACAGAAACUCAUCCAGUGGCAAUGGACCCCAAUAUGAGAUCUGCUGAAGCCAUGGCGAUUUCAGACUGUCGUCUGCAUGUCUCCCUCUACUAUCGUGAGUCUCUUGUUAAGGAGGUGACCACCAGCAGUCCUGAUGGCUGUCGAAUCUCCUCCUCUCCAACUCCUGGAUCCCCCUCGUCCCCCUCUUCUCCAUGCCCAGAGGACAGGCUUUAUGGUGGGGCAGAGCCUGUGCUCUUUCCCUUCCCAUAUCCCCAGUCCCAGCGGCGUGGGGCCGAGAAGCUGCCCAACAUCCUGGAGCGCGGUGUUCUGUUGUGGUUGGCUCCAGACGGAUUGUACGGGAAGCGCCUGUGCCAGGGGAGAGUGUACUGGGAAGGCCCACUGGCCCCAUAUGCAGACAAACCCAACAAGCUGGAGAAAGAGCAGACCUGCAAGCUGAUGGACACUCAACAGUUCCUCACAGAGUUGCAGGGUUUCAUUCACCAUAGCCGUCCUAUGCCACGCUCGCAGGUGGUGUUGUGCUUCGGGGAUGAGUUCCCAGAUCCCCAGCGGCAGAGCAAAAUGAUCACAGCUCAGGUGGAACCCAUGUUUGCCAGGCAGCUCCUGUACUUUGCUGGCCAGACUAACGGUCACUACCUGCGUGGAUAUGAGCUUCAGACUCAAGGUGCUUUACCUCUAGAAGACUAUCAGAGAAGCCUCCAACACUUGCAAGAGUAAUCUUCAAAUAAAAUAAAAUAAAAAAACAACUGAGAGACUCCCUUGAGAGUCAAAGCCUAGCAGAGCAGAUCUCCUCUGCAUGAACUUCUCGGUCUACAGCCAGUGGAGAGACCAACCAAACCAAAGCGGAGGACCUUCAAUGUAACAAUGAAGACUUGAAAUCCGAUUGAGAUCGCCUGACCAAGUGAUUCUUUCACAUUCCAAAGCUAUAAACAUACUCAAAUCCUGCACUUCAGACACGCUGUAGAUAUAGUUCAAUUCAAGUUCCUAAUACUUGUCGACAUUGUGUCAAAAAAGUGAAUAAUGUCUUGAUAUGGUGGGGCCCAAAAGUCAGAGACCACAUUGAAAAAGUUGAAACUCUUUUAGUUUUUUACUUGAAAUGAAUUAAAAUGAAGAAAUAUUUAAGAUUCUGCACUAUUUCUUGGUUACAAAUCAACUAAAUGAAACUUUUGACAUUGAUCAUACCAAAUACAAAGACAUUCUGCAGUUCAUGUCAAAUGUCUAUAACAAAUCUAAUAAAUUGUCUCAGACUUCUGUACACCACUGUACUUCCAAAUGUGUUAUAUGGACAUACAAGAAAGACGCUUACCAAAACUAACAACUACAAUGCAGCUAUAAAAAUAAAUAUAAAAAUAAAUUACUAAUUUUUUACAAAAAAAUUGCUUAUGGGUAAAUAUUUUUGAUAAAUGUAUGUGUAUUUGCAUAGAUUCCUUUUGCCAGUUUCUAUUUCUUCUGAUUUUCGAACAGAUUUGUCUAUUUUCCUAAGUGUUUAUAACUCGGCUACAUGUGAAUAUUUAUAUUGUAUAUGUAGAUACCUACAUGCAAAGCCGAAUGUACUGUACAGUGUAUAUAUUCCAAAUCAAAGAAAUGAUUUCUCUGAAUGGCAUCUGCUGAGAAAUUAUACAAUGAUAAAUACUAAGAAACAGUUUGUGAUUGUGUUAUCUUCCUGCGAGUAAACAUGUCAGAAACAUAUUCAUAGCAAAAUCUUGUACUCCCUGUUGUGUGUGUGUGUGUGUGUGUGCGUGUGUGUGUGUGGUGUUUUAAGUGCUGAUUGGAACACACUCAAACAGGUUACUGCCCACAGAACUGUAAUGUUGUCAGAUGUGUGAAUGAAAGAGGGAUGGAGAGAAAGAUCUCUCAUGUGCUGUAUUUUACUUUCUUUCUUAGUCUCUUAGUUUUUUAUUGUUAAUUUGUUUUUACUAUUUUAUUUCAAAUCUGGACA